AUGGAGUGGAUUGUUGUGACUGUGGCCAUCAUCGCCAUGAUCGUCUUGUUGUUGUAUGGUCCUUGUCUGGUGCCCCAAGGAUCAGGAAUUGGUACUGUUGAUGUAGACAGUGGUACUUUCGAGACAGGCACCUUCAACAGGGAUGGAGCUGAUGGCAAGGCCAUUCCAGAGCCCUGGUGGGCAGAUGUCACCAGCUCCAGGGCCGCAGGGCCCACCUCGAAGACUCCCUUCUCGAGGGCGGGGUGUGACGGGGCCAGCAGGUCGCGCGCCGGCGCUGGCCCGGACCCAGACCACGCGACCUGCCGGGUGCCCGCGGACCACGCCGCUCAAGCGCCAGCACCGCCCGCAGGCUGUGGCCCCGCCCCCCGCGCAGCCGCCCCGUCCCCGAGGCUGCAGGCUCUCCCCGCCCCUCGCGCCACAGUCGCGGUCCCGCCCCACCUCACCCGGUCCGGCACGCCCCGGCGCCAGAGCUCGUGCGCGCUCCCAUCCGCCCUCCCAGGGCCGCGCCGCGCGCGCGCGCCACUUUUGGGCGGGGCCCUGCAGUGA
This is a messenger RNA of Rangifer tarandus platyrhynchus (Svalbard reindeer), 546 nucleotides long. The record is from the annotation of a GenBank genome assembly. Lineage: Eukaryota; Metazoa; Chordata; Mammalia; Artiodactyla; Cervidae.